CUCACCUACCAACACAGAUCUGUCAGACAGACUCACACACAAACGCACACACUCACAUGCAUGUCUGUCUCAGUCUAAUGACAGUUUACACACGUUGAGCGGAUCCUCUGCGCUCUCCUCCUCCUGCAUCUUCUUUUUGGGUCUCAGUCUGAAGCAUCAUCCUCUGGACAGAGCAGUGAUGAUGAUGAUGAUGAUGAGAUAGAGAAGGACAGACAGAGGGACGGUGCUUUGGGGGUUGAAAAGACUGCACUGGUUGCUGAAGCAGGGCAAGAAACCUUUGUGAGUCUCUCAGCAGGAGCAGCAUGUCUCAGAUGAAGCGAUACACUUACAGCAGGACGACGAGCAGCGGCAGCAGCAGAAUGAGUUCAGAUGGAGGUGGGCGUCCUGUAAAGGUGGGCUCUCUGGUUGAAGUCAUCGGUAAAGGUCACAGAGGCACCGUGGCUUACAUUGGAAACACCCUCUUCGCUUCUGGAAAAUGGGUUGGAGUCAUUCUGGAUGAACCCAAAGGCAAGAACGAUGGUACUGUGCAGGGCAAACGAUAUUUCCUCUGUCAGGAGAACCAUGGGAUAUUUGUACGCCAAUCACAGAUUCAGUUAGUAGAUGACGGGGCUGAUACGACAUCUCCUGAAACGCCUGAAGCCCUCACCUCCAAAAUGCUGAAGCGAGAGAUAAUUGAAGGCCUAAAGUCAAACAAAGUGCGAGGAACCAAACCCAAAAAGGCACCUACGACUCGUAAGACCACCACCAGACGGCCCAAGCAAACGCGGGCCGGUGUGGGGGUGAAGGUAGGCUCUGGAUCAGCUUCUGCUGGAGAGAUGAGCAGCAGUGAACCCAGCACUCCUGCACAAACACCACUGGCUGCUCCAGUUAUUCCUUCACCUGUGGGAGCGCUGCCCUCGCCUGGAGCUCCUCCAAUCCCCGGACCCAGCAAGGAAGAGGAGUCUCUGCGUGCGCAGGUGAAGGAUCUGGAGGAGAAGCUGGAGACGCUGAAGAUGAAGAGGACAGAGGACAAGGCGAAGCUGAAGGAGCUCGAGAAGCACAAGAUUCAACUGGAGCAACUGCAGGAGUGGAAGAGCAAGAUGCAGGAACAGCAGAACGAGCUGCAGAAACAGCUCAAGGAGGCCAAGAGGGAAGCUAAGGAAGCCCUUGAAGCUAAAGAGCGUUACAUGGAAGAGAUGGCAGAUACAGCAGAUGCCAUAGAAAUGGCCACACUGGAUAAAGAGAUGGCUGAAGAGAGAGCCGAGUCACUGCAGCUGGAGGCCGACGCGCUCAAAGAGAGAGUGGACGAGCUCACCAUGGACCUGGAGAUACUCAAACAUGAGAUAGAGGAGAAAGGUUCAGACGGAGCAGCGUCUAGUUACCAUGUGAAACAACUGGAGGAACAGAACGCUCGACUGAAGGAGGCGCUGGUGAGGAUGCGUGACUUGUCAGCAUCAGAGAAACAAGAGCAUGGAAAGCAACAGAAGCUGAUGGAGAAGAAGAAUUUCGAGCUGGAUGCACUUAGAUGCCACAAAGAGAAACUUCAGGAGGAGAUGAAGAUGGCUGAGAAAACCAUUGAUGAGCUCAAAGAGCAGGUGGAUGCCUCUCUCGGAGCAGAGGAGAUGGUGGAGAUGCUGACGGAGCGUAAUCUGGACUUGGAGGAGAAAGUGCGUGAGCUCAGAGAAACAGUAACUGAUCUGGAAGCCAUCAACGAGAUGAAUGACGAGCUCCAGGAGAACGCCAGAGAGACGGAGCUGGAGCUCAGAGAGCAGCUGGAUCUGGGCGCUGCUGGUGUCCGGGAGGCGGAGAAGAGGGUGGAGGCGGCACAGGAAACAGUGGCAGACUAUCAGCAGACCAUCCAGAAAUACAGAGAGCUCACAGCAAAUCUGCAGGAGGUGAACAGGGAGCUGAUGAGCCAGCAGGAAGCCAACUCCGAACAGCAACAACAGCCUGCAGAGAUCUUUGAUUUCAAGAUCAAAUUUGCUGAAACCAAAGCCUACGCCAAGGCCAUAGAAAUGGAGCUGCGUAAAAUGGAGGUGGUUCAAGCGAACAGACAGGUGUCACUGUUGAUUUCCUUCAUGCCGGACUCCUUCUUGAAACACGGAGGAGAUCAUGACUGCAUUCUGGCACUUCUGCUCAUCCCACGACUCAUCUGCAAGUCAGAGCUGAUCAGCAAGCAGGCACAGGAGAAGUUUGAGCUGACAGAGAGCUGCUCUCAGAAGCCUGGCAUGAGAGGAGCUGUUGGAGAGCGCCUGAGCUUUGCUGCGGGACUCAUCUAUUCUCUCACACUGCUACAGGCGGCGCUGCACAAAUACGAACAUGCUCUGAGCCAGUGCAGUGUGGAUGUGUAUAAGCGUGUGGGAUCUCUGUACUCGGAGUUGAGCGUUCAUGAGCGAUCCCUGGAUUUCCUCAUUGACCUCCUGUACAAAGACCUGCUGGAUGAAACCGUCAAUGUGGAGCCUCUUACCAAAGCUAUUAAAUACUAUCAGCACCUCUACAGUAUUCAUCUGGCUGAGCAGCCUGAGGACUGUACCAUGCAGCUGGCAGAUCACAUCAGAUUUACCCAGAGUGCUCUGGACUGUAUGGCGGUGGAGGUGGGCCGUCUGAGGGCCUUCAUACAGUCAGGACAGGAUGAGGAGGCGUUUUGUGUGCUGCUGAAGGAUCUGGACACAUCCUGUAGUGACAUAAGGCAAUUCUGCAAGAAGAUCCGCCGUCGGAUGCCGGGCACAGAUGCACCAGGCAUCCCAGCUGCCCUCAGCUUCGGCCCACAGGUGUGUGAGACGCUGGCGGACAGCAGAAGACAGCUGGCCUGGGUGAAUGCGGUCCUCCAGGAAGUGGCAGCAGCAGCCGCUCAGCUCAUCGCUCCUCUCAGUGAACAUGAGGGACUUCCAGCACUUAAACUGGAGGACAUGGCCUUUAAAGCAGCUGAGCAGAUCUAUGGGUCGCAGGGCAUAAACGCCCAAGAGUGUCUGCGCCAGUCCUGCAGCGUUGUCAUUGCAACCAUGAACAAGAUGGCAACCGCUAUGCAGGAGGGCGAAUAUGACUCUGACAGACCACAGACUGGGAUAUCUCCUGUUGAAGUCCGAGCGGCAGCACUGAGGGCAGAAAUCACUGAUGCUGAAGGACUCGGCCUCAAACUUGAAGACAGAGAAACAGUCAUCAAAGAGCUCAAGAAAUCCCUGAAAAUAAAGGGCGAAGAACUGAGUGAGGCCAAUGUACGUCUCAGUUUGCUGGAGAAGAAGCUGGACAGUGCGUCUAAAGAUGCAGAUGAGCGAGUGGAGAAGAUCCAGGCCAUCUUAGAUGAGACUGAUUCACUUCUGAAAAAGAAGGAGAAGGAGUUUGAGGAGACCAUGGAUGCUCUCCAGGCUGACAUAGACCAACUAGAGUCAGAGAAACUAGAGCUAAAGCAGAGAAUCAGCAGCCAAUCAAAGAUGACCAUUGAGGGCCUGAGAGGAAGUCAAGCGUCUGGCAUCGCCUCCAUUGUGACCUGUGGCAUCACUGCUGGUGUGUGUGCGGCAGCAGGACUGCAGGUGAUUGAUUCUCCACUGCUCACUCAGCAGAUUGAAGCUCAGAGACUCAGUAUAAAGCACUUGAAGAAUGAAAACAACAGACUGAAGGCGGAAAGGAUGCGUGCUCAGCUGGCAUCUCUCCCUCCUCUGAAUGUGCCAAAGCUGGGCUGGCGAGAGGGCUGCAGGCCUGAGGUGUUGUCCAGCGCCCUCUACCGCAAAACUGACCAACUGCUGGACACGCUGCUCCAGAUGAGUGCCAAUGUGAAAGUGGUGGACAUCACUGGGAGAUCUCCAGUGAGUCCCAGUGCGCAGCUCCUAGAGCAAACAGCACGACUGCAGUCGCUCAAUGACACUCUCGAUAGGCUCAAGGGUGAGGUUGCUGAACAUGUAGUGACUCACAGGCCUGGUGCUCAAGUUUCGUCUGAUUUUGCCACUUUUCCCUGCACCUCUUUUGUUAAGGCAAAAGAGGAGAAGAGAGGAAAUGCUGUAUUAGUGGGUCGUGUGAUGAUGCCCUGCGCUCGAGGACAGGAGCAGGUGCAUCGGCUGGUGCUUUCGCAAACACAAAUACACAGAGUCCAUCGCCUUCUCCAGACUUAACAUGAACGCAAACCAAAAAGACCAAACCUAAAGUCAGUAUCCAAAACAUGAGAAUAUAAAGACACAUGUAUCUGUGGCCACAAACCAAGAACCAUAAUAACAAUAUAUGCUUCAUUACUGUAGAUCACACAAGCAUCUGUAAAGCCAAAAUUUGUACAAAAGGGCAUGCUGAGGACAUUUUAACUAUCGGACUUUAAACAUGGCAUGAGAUGGAUGAUACAGCAUGACUCCAGCUGCUUUACACUUUAAGGGAUAGUUCACACAAAAAUGAAAAUUGCGAUCUACUUCUUCCGCUUGUUCCAAACCUGUUUGAGUUUCUGUCUUCUGUUGAACACAAAAGACAAAAAUAGACUUCCAUAGUAUUUUUUUGUUCCUAAUAUGGGUGCAUCAUUUUUCCCUACAUUCUUCAGAAUAUUGAGUUUUGUGUUCAGCAGAAGAAAGAAGUUUAUAAAAGUUUACAACCACUUGUUGUAAUGUUCAUUUUUGGGUGAAGUAUCCUUUUAACAUUUGUCUUUCUCUUCCUGAUUUGGAAUACCAUUAAUCCUUUGAUAAUAUUAAUAUAACUCAAACCAUAUAUGUGUUUAUUUAAAUGAUCACGACUUAACAAUUUUCAGCCGAUGGAAAUUAAACAGGAAAAAAAACACUACAUUAAAGAGGAGCCUCAUGAUUUAACCAGUAAACAAUCAACUGAAUACCUAGCAACCACUUGGCUGUUGCAUUGCAAUAAAAACCAAUCAAAACAAUAAACCUUAAAGCAACGAUCUGCUACACAAAGCUACACUGCUACACUAAUUUUGCAUUACACAAUAACUACUGACAUCACUAUCAGAAAAUGUUGGGAUCUUGAGAACUGGCAAUAGUAUUGACGGUUGUUUUGCUAAUCUUUGUGGAUGAGAUUGAGAUUUAGCAUCCUUUAAAUGCCAAAAAAAAAACAUUUUUUUACGUUCGCUUUUGGAGUUAGAAAAAUAGUAAAUACGAAUAAUGUGAAAUGAAAGCGCAUUUGCUGAAUAAACUCUGACGUAGCCAACAUUACAACCACGUGACUAAUCAGCUGUCUCCAUUAUGCUUGCUUUGUUUACUGUGUUGCUAGGUUACCAACACUACAGUCAGCCACUCUAAUGGGGUGUUCACAUUGGACGCGCCUUGCACAAGUACAUCAUGCUAUUUGUGCAUAAUUAAAUGCUUGAACAUGGAGUUUAUGAAAUUUAGUUCACAACAGAUGCGAAAUUGCUUCAGUUUCAUUGCAAAAAGCUGACAUGGAUUUUGUUGAGGGGGUUGUGCUUUAUGUGCUACGGAAGGCUGAAAAACGCCAUGGACUCAAUCGGCACUGUUUCUGGGUCCAUCAGAUCCUUAAGAGGCAUACACAGCUUUGGUUGAGUUUCACCAACUUCUAAAGGAACUGCACCUGGAUUAGAGCUGUAAUCAGGCCAUAAAAGUUAGGCAUGAUAGGGCCCGAGCCUGACAGAAUCUGCCCCGAGCCCGACAAGUACAUUUUGAUGGAUAGCUUUUUAAAAGCCUGAACCCAUUUACAGCCCGACAUUAUUCAAAUGUGCACAUGCACACAGCUCUUGUUUUUCAAGAAUGACUUGUUUAUAUGUUUUAACAUAAUUUAUUCAUAACAAACGUAUGAGCCACUCAGAAGUUGGAAGUAAAAAGAAAUAAAAUAAGUCCUCUGUAACAUCGUAACAUCUCAGCACUCUAAAUAGGCCUAUGUAUAUAGGCUACACUUAGCCUUUAAAUUGGCCAACACACCAAUAAAAAUAAGUAUUUCCUAACAAAUUUAAUUAAAUAAAUUCUAAAUUAUGACGGGUAUUUGGCACUAAGAAAAUUAAGAUAAAGGCUCUGCAGGAUUUGUUUCGCCACCUUUCUUCACAAUCUGGCCUUAAGGUGACGGUGAAGCUGAAUAUUAAAAGAAUAAUGCCGACAUUAGCCUAUAUACUCUGACUACAUCAUGCAUUUAUGAUUUAAUUAAUAUUUAGUUAUAAUUUGAAAAUCUGCUGCUGCUUUCACUGCUGCUGCUGCUAGCUGUGAUGCAUACAGUAGCAC
Danio aesculapii is the source of this 6131-nucleotide messenger RNA. It is a transcript of the gene dctn1b, whose product is annotated as dynactin 1b. Gene Ontology annotation, cellular component: kinetochore; axon; microtubule associated complex. The transcript has 30 exons. The record is from RefSeq and is a predicted model, not a curated record. The coding region runs from base 303 to 4085 and encodes 1260 amino acids. Gene Ontology annotation, biological process: nuclear migration; establishment of mitotic spindle orientation. Lineage: Eukaryota; Metazoa; Chordata; Actinopteri; Cypriniformes; Danionidae.